GUCCAUUUGGCGUGCGUCUCAACGACACAACCGGCCUUUCGGAGAUUCCGCUUGAUCGUGUCAACACUGCUCCGCUGAGAGAGAUACAGGAGUCGAACAAGCUUGUACUGUUAACCAACACCCCUACUGGACUGCCAAGUCUGGCUGAAGCCAUGGACCCGUCCAACUUUCCCUUUGUUGAGUCGGCUAGGAUGGCAAAGCCCAUGAACUGGGGCAUUAUAAAGCUGAAGAACAUUCCGUUCGCCACGACUCGCGCUGAAGUCAUUGCCUUUCUCGGCCGCAACUCCAAAAUCUUGAAUGACUCUGACGAGGGCGUGCACAUCAUUAUGGACAAGGUGACCAGCAAGACGAUGGACGCCUACGUCGAGUUUGUCUCGCUUGAAGAUGCCAUGAGAGCUGUGGAGCGACACCGUCUUAAUGUCGCCUCCGGUCGAUUUGCCCGUCUGGGCGAUCGCGCCAUCGACGUGGAGGUGACUUCUCAGGGCCACCUCAUGAAGGAUCUCUUCCCCAUUGCACGUGGCGUCUUUUGGUAUGGCGCAGUCCCCGAGAUCCUCCCCUACAAGCAUAACGAGCCGUGGGACAAUUUUAAAGGCUUCAUCUCGGAGGAAGAGAUGGUCAUGCUUGUCAAACACGUCGAGGUACCUCAUCGAUCGCCUUUCUCUCGAGACUGCCCGCAGCGCCCCUACGAGUGCAUGAUCAGCACCAUCAAGAAGUUUCCCUGGUUUCGCACGGAUUGCAUCACGAUCAAGGAAAGAGAGGCCAUCUACCAGGCUACGCUUUCGCUUAUCCGCCAGCUCACUCGAAGCAUCCUCUUCCAGGAGGAUACUAGCCACCUGACGCCUCUCCUCCUGCGUCGCCUUGUUUCAGUGGCCAUGUUUUGCCCUGCAUUUACACCAUGCAUGAAGGAUGGCAUUGCUUGGAUGACCAACAUGCAGGCGCUGGACAUGGAAUACUACCAGCUGCCGCGCUUCUCGAACAGCUGGCGCCACCAGUAUGCCAUUGGCCCCAAGCCUGGCUUCCCUCUUGACCUUGUUGAGUGGUACGUGGCAGUGAUUCGUGAGCAAUCUAGCCGGGAUAUUCUGUCCCUGCCCCUCAGAGAGCGCGCUGAGCUCCAGCAUCAGGCCGAACAGACAGACAUGUACUGGGGAUACUUUUGGUCAGAGGUCGGAUAUGUCAUGGGGCCCCAGUUUGACGAUUUGACCUUGGCCGAGGCGGCUAAGCUGGAGUUUGCGGCCAUCGAACGCAUCCUCACUCGCGCCUUUACUCAAAAUUAGAGGGUCGAUUUGUUUGCCUUGCCGUCGGAGGGAUAUUCAAGUCUCAAGGAAUGCUUGCUAUUUCCUUUCUUUUCUCCCUAUUUACCAACGGCAUUUCUCGGUUGGGUUAUAUUUUCACGUGUCGAUAUGGGGCGUAGCUACUGUUUACGUUGCUCGAAGCUGCAACUAUUAUUCAUUAAUAGGGAGGCAUUAUGUACUCUGACUUCGUAAAUAUACUUUUGCAACGG
Trichoderma asperellum CBS 433.97 is the source of this 1501-nucleotide messenger RNA. RefSeq lists its product as uncharacterized. The record is from RefSeq and is a predicted model, not a curated record. Lineage: Eukaryota; Fungi; Ascomycota; Sordariomycetes; Hypocreales; Hypocreaceae. Gene Ontology annotation, molecular function: nucleic acid binding.